UCGAAACCUUACUGGAUUCCUGAUGAUGAUUGUCCGAUGUGCAUGCUGUGCAAUGCACGUUUUUCUCUGAUAAACCGGCGACAUCAUUGUAGAGCCUGCGGUCGUGUGGCUUGUGCAGCUUGCUGUAAAGAGCGAGCCACGCUUGAGUAUAUGAAGGAUGACCCGAAAAAACGUUCUCCCGCACGUGUCUGUACCCCAUGCGCUUCCAUGCUUGCUCGCAUUGAAGAUUACGAGAAGAUGAUGAGAGAACACGCAGAAGGAGGCGAUUCGGUCGAUGCUACGCCAUCGACUUCAACAGGCAUUCGUGUGACGCGUGGUGUUCUGAAAACCCAUGCUUCGAAUGAAGCAGAACCGGAUGCAUCGCACGCAGACGCGCAUGAAAAGAAGCGAUGCGUUGUUUUCAGAGAUGGCGUAAAACCUGGUGCUACAUCGCCUACUUCGCUAAAUCCUCCUGCCGAGGAGAAGAGCACGACCGUGAAGCCAAAGAAGAAGAAUCGCAAAAGGCACGCGGUCGUCCGCCGAAUAGCUGAGCUGAGGCUUGAAGAAGAGCUGGGUUGUGCGUUGCCCACAUCCACGCGCCCGGAAUUUCUCAUUAUUUCGCCCAGUGGGGAUAUGGAAAUGGUUGCUGAGGAGUGUGUGGUAUCUCGGCUCAAAGAAGACCUUCCGGUAACUAUAGUCCUGAAGAAGAACCUGUCGUGUGUUGUGAAGAUAUGUAAA
This is a messenger RNA of Cylicostephanus goldi, 717 nucleotides long. NCBI's taxonomy places the organism in Eukaryota, Metazoa, Nematoda, Chromadorea, Rhabditida, Strongylidae. The record is from the annotation of a GenBank genome assembly.